Ogataea polymorpha is the source of this 1112-nucleotide messenger RNA. RefSeq lists its product as uncharacterized. Lineage: Eukaryota; Fungi; Ascomycota; Pichiomycetes; Pichiales; Pichiaceae. The transcript has a single exon. Bases 18 to 746 code for a protein of 242 amino acids. Gene Ontology annotation, molecular function: microtubule plus-end binding. The record is from RefSeq and is a predicted model, not a curated record. Gene Ontology annotation, biological process: cytoplasmic microtubule organization. Gene Ontology annotation, cellular component: microtubule plus-end; nucleus; cytoplasm.
UGGAAAGUCGAUACAUGAUGGAUUAUGUAAACGUUUUCGUGACUUCUGACCUUACCUCAUCGGAGAGACGGAUCUGUCUCAACUGGACUAUCGAUUUCUUUAAGUCGCGAUUAGAACUAGUUACUGGAGUUCCAACAUCUGAUCAAAAGGUUUGGAUUUAUAAAUCGGCUGACGCCGCUGAACGUGAGGAGAUAACAGCCCAUGGAUCACAAACUCUCAGUACAUAUCAUAUUAGACCACACACAAGAAUUCACGUCGAUAAUACGAAUACAAAGUCAGUGCUGAAAGAAUUAGAAGCAGAAUUCAGCAAUAGUACUGGCCAACUCUACGUGAUUGAUGAUGAGAAAUAUAAACAACGCAGUGAUAGCGUGCUCAAGUGGAAAAUGGAGAAUGGUUAUGGCGAAUUCGACCCUCACUUUCAAGCAAAACAUUCCUUAUCAGCUCAGGAGAUCAAAAACAGGGCGGAACUUCUCCGAGUCGGGCAAUCGUGUGAAAUUUUGAGUGGAAAUACAUCCAAAUCUGGUGUGAUAAAGUUCAUUGGGAAAGUAGAUGAGAUAGACGAUGGCAAGUCCAUAUGGGUUGGUGUCGAGCUGGACCUGCCUCUAGGAAAAAAUGACGGCAGUUUGCAGGGAAAGCGAAUUUUCGACUGUGAAAAAAACCAUGGAUGCUUCGUCAAGCCCUCCAAAAUUCGUUUGCUUCAUACCGACCCAAUGAUGCCUUCUCCAAACUCUGAGGACGAGAUUUGACUAGCUCAUCUCUACCGCAAGUAGGGCGCCUGCAGUUCAAAAAGAAAAUGUGCCUGAAGUUGUUACUCCUUAUCUCAAAAUGAUGUGGCUCAAUCCAUCUAACCUUGCUGUAGCUCCAAUAAUACGUCUAGCAAGCUCGUACACAUAGAAUAAAUCCUUAACGCUGUACUGCACUUGACUGACCGUAACGGUAAAUAUAGAUGUUUAACAGAAAUGACGUGGAAUCUCGUAGAAUUUUAGUAGUUAUCAAGUAGCGAAUCUUUCUUCAGCCCAGUGAGCUGGAUGGUUGGCUUUGGAACAUCUGUUGGGAAUAACUAGAAAAAUCAUCUGACAAAAUCGAUUACCAUACAUCAAUCCCAAGAAAAU